GAACGGUAUAAUAAUCCAAUCCUCUUAGAACUAUAAAAACAUGCCUGGCCUAGACCUCAUAGACCAUUCUCCUCACCAGCCAUCUCCGCAGCCCCCUCUUCCGACUGCAUCAAAUCUAAUCCUUAUCGACAACUAUGACUCUUUCACGUGGAAUGUAUAUCAGUACCUCGUUCUAGAGGGCGCUACUGUGACCGUGUACAGGAAUGAUGAGAUCACGCUUGAUGAGCUAAUCGAGAAGCAGCCGACUCAAAUUGUUGUGUCUCCAGGCCCAGGCCAUCCGGACACAGAUGCUGGGAUCAGUAAGGAUGUAAUUCGUUAUUUUGCUGGGAAGAUACCUGUGCUGGGAGUGUGCAUGGGAGAACAAUGCAUGUACUCCGUAUUUGGUGGGAGCGUCGAGGUUACUGGUGAGAUUCUUCAUGGCAAGACCUCCCCGCUCCGCCACGACAACAAAGGUUGCUAUGCCGGCCUGCCCCAGGAUCUUCCUGUGACACGCUAUCACUCUCUGGCAGGCACACAUUCAACGCUCCCGGAUUGCCUGGAAAUCACGUCUUGGAGUGCUAUGUGCGCAGAUCCUUCCAAGACGAUCAUCAUGGGCAUUCGACACAAGGAGUACGUCGUAGAGGGCGUGCAAUUCCACCCGGAAAGCAUCCUGACUGCAGAGGGGCGACCCAUGAUCCGAAACUUCCUGAUGAUGCAGGGGGGGACUUGGAAGGAGAAUGAGCGCCUGCAAAAGGAGAGAGCCAGCAAAUCGGCAAAUGGAUUAAAUGGCCCGGCAAAAGACAAACAAACUUCUAUCCUGGAGAAAAUCUACGCCCACCGCAAGACAGCAGUUGAAGCCCAGAAACAAAUUCCGUCGUUGCGGCCGGCAGACUUGCAAGCAUCAUAUGAUCUGAAUCUCUCUCCGCCACAGAUCUCUUUCCCUGACAGGCUAAAGCAAUCACCGUAUCCGCUUUCACUUAUGGCUGAAAUCAAGCGUGCCUCCCCUUCGAAAGGCAUCAUAUCUAUCUCUACAUGCGCGCCCUCCCAAGCACGUAAAUAUGCCCUUGCCGGUGCCAGCGUCAUUUCCGUGCUCACGGAGCCUGAAUGGUUUAAAGGCAGCAUCGAUGAUUUACGCGCUGUGCGACAAGCUCUUGAAGGAAUGCCAAACCGGCCUGCAGUCUUGCGGAAGGAAUUUGUCUUUGAUGAAUAUCAGAUCUUGGAAGCGCGCUUAGCGGGGGCGGACACGGUCCUUCUCAUUGUCAAGAUGCUUGAUCAGCCGUUGUUAGAACGACUGUACAAGUACUCUCAAUCUCUGGGCAUGGAGCCUCUCGUUGAAGUUAACAACGAAGAGGAGAUGCGUAUUGCCGUGAAUCUAGGCUCGAAAGUCAUCGGUGUGAACAAUCGUAACCUUGCGAAUUUUAAUGUUGAUCUAGACACGACAAGUCGAUUGACGGGUAUGGUCCCCAAGGAUACAGUAGUCUGUGCUCUAAGCGGUAUCUCCGGACCCAAGGAUGUGGAGCCUUAUCUUAAGAAUGGUGUUGGUGCCGUGCUGGUUGGCGAGGCACUAAUGCGGGCAGAGGACACAACGAGAUUCAUUGCAGAGCUACUCGCUGGUGACAAUCUUCCCGUAACCACAAAAGAGAUUCCUGUACGCAAAGUCAAAAUCUGUGGGACUAGGUCUCCUGACGCAGCCAAAGUUGCUAUUAAUGCUGGAGCUGAUGCAAUCGGCAUUAUUCUUGCCACAGGCAGAAAACGGUGUUGUUCCACUGAAACCGCACUGUCAAUAUCGAAGGUCGUGCACUCAAUGCCCAAACCUAAUCUGACCGUAGAUGCAGGUGGUGAGGAAACUUUACUAUCAGCGAGGAAUUACUUUGCCCAUUCAGCCAAACUUCUAAGUCAUCCGAAACGAGCACUUCUUGUAGGCGUUUUUCAAAAUCAACCUCUGGAGUACAUACUUGAACAACAACGUCUCUUAGACCUCGACAUAGUUCAACUCCAUGGUUCGGAACCAAUUGAAUGGGCUCGUCUCAUACCCGUUCCCGUCAUCAAGGCGUUCAAGCCCCACGAACAAGGAUGGGGAACAAGGGGAUAUCAUGCGAUUGCAUUGCUAGACUCCGGCGCUGGCGGUAGUGGUACAAGGCUAGAUCUAAGCGAGGUCAAGAGGGCGCUAGCAAAAGAUGCUGGAGUUGACGUCGUGCUUGCAGGAGGCUUACAUCCCGGCAAUGUAAAGGAGAUUUUGAAGGAGCUGGACUCUGUGGGAGCGCAGGUUGUUGGUGUAGAUGUCAGCAGUGGGGUGGAGACGGAUGGUGAACAGGAUUUAAAUAAGAUACGGGACUUUAUUUCCGCCGUUAAAAGCGUUUGACUGGACUGUCCAAAACCAGUCUAUAAGAAAAUGACACCGGAGUCCUCUUUUAUUUCAUUAGACUAGUUGAUACUCAAAGUCACAUCAGCCUUCUGAACCCUCAGUUUGCCGCUAAAGUUCAAAUUCGUCGCAGCUUCGAUUUAAGCAUC
This is a messenger RNA of Verruconis gallopava, 2490 nucleotides long. RefSeq lists its product as uncharacterized. Bases 41 to 2341 code for a protein of 766 amino acids. Gene Ontology annotation, biological process: L-tryptophan biosynthetic process. NCBI's taxonomy places the organism in Eukaryota, Fungi, Ascomycota, Dothideomycetes, Venturiales, Sympoventuriaceae. Gene Ontology annotation, cellular component: cytosol. The record is from RefSeq and is a predicted model, not a curated record. The transcript is spliced from 2 exons. Gene Ontology annotation, molecular function: phosphoribosylanthranilate isomerase activity; anthranilate synthase activity; indole-3-glycerol-phosphate synthase activity.